This is a messenger RNA of Eutrema salsugineum, 1027 nucleotides long. Its product is annotated as abscisic acid receptor PYL4. Gene Ontology annotation, cellular component: nucleus; cytoplasm. The coding region runs from base 224 to 847 and encodes 207 amino acids. The transcript has a single exon. Gene Ontology annotation, molecular function: signaling receptor activity; protein phosphatase inhibitor activity; abscisic acid binding. The record is from RefSeq and is a predicted model, not a curated record. Gene Ontology annotation, biological process: abscisic acid-activated signaling pathway. NCBI's taxonomy places the organism in Eukaryota, Viridiplantae, Streptophyta, Magnoliopsida, Brassicales, Brassicaceae.
UCCAUCUCUCUCAAAUCGAAAGGCACAGCCCAACUUUUUUCGCAAGUCGCUGUAAAGUUGAUCUUGCUCCUUUUUUAUAUACACACACAUCUUCUCCUCCCUCUCACACCUUCCUCUUCAAUCCUCCAUUUUCUUCAAACCCUGAAAAAAGAAGGGUUUUCAAAGAUCAAUCAAGAUUUUGCUAAAAAAAAACAAGAAGCCAAACCAUUUACUCAGAUCAAACAUGCUCGCCGUUCACCGUCCUUCUUCCGCCGUAUCCGACGGAGAUUCCGUCCAGAUUCCGAUGAUGAUCGCUUCUUUUCAAAAACGUUUCCCUUCCAUCUCACGCGAUUCAACCGCCGCUCGUUUCCACACGCACGAGGUCGGUCCUAACCAGUGUUGCUCCGCCGUCAUCCAAGAGAUCUCCGCCCCAAUCUCCACCGUAUGGUCCGUCGUCCGCCGCUUCGACAACCCGCAAGCUUACAAACACUUUCUCAAAAGCUGCAGCGUUAUCGGCGGAGACGGUGGAAACGUAGGUAGUCUCCGUCAAGUCCACGUCGUCUCUGGCCUCCCCGCCGCGAGCUCAACCGAGCGUCUCGAUAUCCUCGACGACGAGCGCCACGUCAUCAGUUUCAGCGUCGUCGGUGGAGACCAUCGGCUAUCUAACUACCGAUCCGUCACGACUCUCCACCCUUCUCCGAUCUCAGGGACCGUCGUUGUGGAGUCUUACGUGGUUGAUGUGCCUCCGGGGAACACAAAGGAAGAGACUUGCGACUUCGUUGACGUUAUCGUACGAUGCAAUCUCCAAUCUCUUGCGAAAAUAGCUGAGAAUUCUGCGGCGGAGGGGAAGAGGAAGACGACUCUGUGAUGAGUGUUUUCGUCGUCGUUGUUCGUUGAGUAGUUUCGUUAGAUCCGACGUCGUUUUCUUAGAUUUUUUAGCCGUCGUGUGAUCUAUGUUUUUUCCGGCUUAUCGUGUGAAGAAAAAAAAAAGAAGAUACAUUAGUGAAUUAAUCCCAUGCAUAAUGUUAUUAUUAUCUACCGUUUUAUU